AUGGAAGGGCCCGGAAACCUGCGUCUCGGGGGCGGGGGAGACGCGCAAGGAGAGACAGUGCGCGCGCGCUGCAGGCCUACGGACGUCAGGUCUAGUGGCCCGACCCCUCAGUCGAGGACCGAAGCCUCGCCGCCCGCCGUGUUUACAUUCCACCAGCGCCGGCCACGCGGCUUUUUGCCGCUCCAGCGCCGCUCGGCUCCGCCCCCAGAGCCCCGCGACCCGCCCCUCCGCCGCACUCCCGCCAGACCACCCCCGCGUCCCGGCCUGCGCAGCCCCGCCCCACCGCGCGCGCCGGCCGGCCCCCGCGUCCCGCCCCGCGCGGGCUCCGCAGCUUGGGCGGUGCAGGCCCCGCCACGGCCCCAGGGCCCCGCCCCUCCGGCGCGCAGGCCCUGUCACUUAGCCCCGCCCCGCGCUGGCCCCGCCCCGGGCGGGCCUGAGCGCCUGGGCGGGCCUGCGCCGCGCAGGGCGGUCCUGAGGGCGGUGGCUGGGCGGGGCCGAGCCCUCUGGCUGCCGCUGAGGGGCUCCGAGCCGGCCGGGGCGGAGCGGAGGGUGGCGGGAGGGCGCGAGGGCGGUCCGGGGGCCGGUUCCGCGCGCUGGGAUUUUUAA
Molecule: messenger RNA, 606 nt
Organism: Budorcas taxicolor (takin)
Lineage: Eukaryota; Metazoa; Chordata; Mammalia; Artiodactyla; Bovidae
Product: basic proline-rich protein-like
Exons: 2
Coding region: 1-606 (201 amino acids)
Source: RefSeq, a predicted model, not a curated record